Molecule: messenger RNA, 1406 nt
Organism: Coccinella septempunctata (seven-spotted ladybird)
Lineage: Eukaryota; Metazoa; Arthropoda; Insecta; Coleoptera; Coccinellidae
Exons: 6
Coding region: 72-1277 (401 amino acids)
Biological process (GO): positive regulation of protein localization to cilium; positive regulation of cilium assembly; regulation of cytokinesis
Cellular component (GO): ciliary basal body; recycling endosome; early endosome
Source: RefSeq, a predicted model, not a curated record
ACGGCCAUAUGCCAUCGAACUACCUGAUUUAAAUAGAAAAUUUCUAACAAUCCAAACAAACAAAUAUUGAUAUGGCAGGUCGAGAUGGAAUACCUCCAGAUAGAAAAGAUAAACAACCCUCGAAAUCUGACUCGAAUAAUGAAUCGGAAGGAAAAGAUCAAAUCGUAAAAUUAGAUUUGGGAGACGAUAAUUUGAGGAAACAUGAUAAUCACAGGUUAGGAAAUCACAACACAGGAGCAGGAACAAGCUCAGGAGACUGCAGUAGAAGAGAAGAAAAUCCGUUUUCAUUAAAACACUUCUUGAGAAGUGAUUCCAGUUACCAGAAUAAGGGUGCUCGUCCCAAAGUUUAUUGUGAUGGUCGUCCUGUGAAAUCUGUGUUAGAUACACAGCAGGGUCAGCUUAUUACUGAUAAUCCCUCAAUUUUACCUGAUUUUGUUCAGGAUCAUCUAGUCAUAGAACAGAGUUAUUUAUCUAAUGGGCCAACUCAAAACUAUAAUGCAGGUGUACAAUUACCAGAUUUUGCACAGAACAGUUUUGGAUGUAGGCAAAAUAUUGAGUUAAAUGCCUCAAAUAUGGAGACUAGUGGUGAUAUAGCAGGGUCUAUAAGGCCUCAAGCGGAUUUUCCACUUGAUUUGCCAUUAAAUUCUGGAAGACCAGGAACUUCAAAUGAGGUUGCAGUUUCAAAGAGUCUUCCCGAUUUUUUAAAUGAUGGUGCGGUUCGUUCUCAAAAUCCUGACAAUCUGUCUGGUAGUCAAAGUCCAGAAAUUCCAGAUCGAUUACAUAGGGAAUUGGAUCUACUCAGACAACAACUGACUGAACAAACUAAUAGAGCAGAUAUGUUAAAAAGAGAACUGGAGGAGACUAGAAACCAGGAAAACCGAUAUAAGCAACAUUUGAUUGAAACUUUAGAACAGUUGGAAGAGAAUUUAAAGAGAUGUAAUAGAAGGGCAUCCACAGCAGAAGCCACUGUUUCCACACUUCGACAGGAAAUAACCUUGCUAAAGAAGGAAAAUAGAGCACUCAAAGCAGAGAAUUUAGCAUGGGGAUGUAUGGAAGGUGCUACAGGAGGACCACCAAACCAGACGCCUAAUCACUCCCAAAGACUAGCCCAAGAAUUAAGAAAUGCUGCUAGUUCAGCAGAGGCUUCCCUGAGGCAACUUCUUUCUGGGGUUGAUAACUUGAGACUAAUGGCUUCUACUUUAGAAAAUAUGCAUCGAAUUGAAGAAAGCAAUGAACCAUUUUUGAGUUCAGAUGAAAAUAGUGGACCUGCACUCUGAUUUUAUUUGUAUAUUUUUACGAAAUUAUUCGUAAAAAAACCUAUAGAGAUUAACUUCUUUCUAUGUGAUUUAGCUUAAGUUUUAUCUAAAUGAAAUAGAACAUUUUUCAAAUUAUAUAAUUCCUUCACA